AAAAAAAAAGAUAGAGUCCAUUGUCAAGGCAAAGGACUCUAAAUAAAUCAUACAAUAACUCAACGACUUUUUAUCUCAAAAAUUAACACACAACAAAAAAGGGGGAGGGAAAAUAAUUAAAUAAAAAGAAAAUAAAAUCUUCCCACCCACACAUGGAAAUCCCUCAAAAAGAUGUCAUUGUCGGAGAGCAAUGGUUAAUUCUAUCAAAAAUAGGUGAAGGCUCUUUUGGAGAAGUAUUCAAAGCUCAAGAUGUAGAGUUGGGUGGUUUCUAUGCUGUCAAAAGAGAGGCGUUAGAUCUGGAGCAUCCACAAUUACAUCAUGAAAAAUUCGUCUAUGAUCUUGUUGCAGGAGGACCUUGUAUUCCCAAGUGUCACUGGUAUGGCCAACACGAUGGCUUUGACUGCAUCGUGAUUGAUUUACUCGGGAAAAGCUUAAAACAGAUGCAAGCGGACGAGACUCCGACAUUAGCCCGUGUCAUCGACAUUGGUUGCCAACUCAUCGCCUGUCUCGAACAUAUUCACGAUAAAGGCAUGGUCUAUCGUGACAUCAAGCCUGAGAAUUUCUUGUAUAAUACCCAGGCUACCUCACUCUAUGUCGUUGAUUUUGGUUUAGCCACCUGGUGGAGAAACCCAAAGACAAAGAGAGCCUAUCCGGAGAGUAAGAAACCCAUCAAGUUCAAGACCGGUACAGCUCGUUAUGCUUCACUGAAUGUCCAUCGUGGUCGAACACACAGUCGACGUGACGAUAUGGAGAGUUUGGCUUAUGUCUUGCUUGACUUGCUAUUGGCUGGCAAUUUACCUUGGUCAGGUAUCAAGGCACGUUCUUGUAAGGUGGGUUGGGAUCGUUUGCAAUCCGUGAAAGAAUCCUUGUCUGCCGGGGAUCUUUGUGUGGGAUUACCCGUGGGUAUCCAACACUUUAUUGAGUAUACACGUAACCUACGAUUUAUGGACAGACCAGAUUAUCGUUAUCUUGCCUCGUUAUUGAUUGGAUCCAAUUUACGUGGUCCUUACUCAAAAUUAGUAACAAGAAAAAAGAAGGAUGUCUUUUUAAUGGAUUCACUUCUCAAGGAAUUACCCAUCGUCAAUACAACGACGACUGAUUCAUUUUCUUACCGUAACAAAUCUUCUGCUUCUUCCAAUCAUCGUACCUAUUAUAAGCGUUACUAUGCUUGGAAUACAUCUCACACUUAAAUUUCCACUGUUUAUUAUAAUUAUAAUCCCCGUUUUUUCUCAUCAUUUUACUUUUAUGGAUGGUGGGAAAUUAUUUCUUAAAAAAAAAAAACAUAAAGAACCCAAACUUUUUUUUUUUUU
This is a messenger RNA of Mucor mucedo, 1310 nucleotides long. RefSeq names its product kinase-like domain-containing protein. The transcript is spliced from 3 exons. Gene Ontology annotation, biological process: signal transduction; peptidyl-serine phosphorylation. Bases 153 to 1190 code for a protein of 345 amino acids. Gene Ontology annotation, cellular component: nucleus; cytoplasm. The record is from RefSeq and is a predicted model, not a curated record. Gene Ontology annotation, molecular function: protein serine/threonine kinase activity; ATP binding. NCBI's taxonomy places the organism in Eukaryota, Fungi, Mucoromycota, Mucoromycetes, Mucorales, Mucoraceae.